Colletotrichum navitas is the source of this 3349-nucleotide messenger RNA. RefSeq lists its product as uncharacterized. The transcript has 4 exons. Gene Ontology annotation, biological process: small GTPase-mediated signal transduction. Gene Ontology annotation, molecular function: GTPase activator activity. NCBI's taxonomy places the organism in Eukaryota, Fungi, Ascomycota, Sordariomycetes, Glomerellales, Glomerellaceae. The coding region runs from base 359 to 2935 and encodes 858 amino acids. Gene Ontology annotation, cellular component: plasma membrane; division septum; cytoplasm. The record is from RefSeq and is a predicted model, not a curated record.
CUCUCUUUCUCUCUCUCUCUCUCCCCCCUCUCUUGUUUCGUUCUACAUUACGAUUACAGCCCUCGUUUGUUGGUUGUGGCCUCUGCUUCUGCAUCUGCAUCUCUGCACCACCGCCCCAAUUGCGACUGACGUAUUUGUUCGCUUCGCGUAAUCGGCCAAAAAAGCGACCUUGACCUGGGGCCGAAAAAUAGCCACCCGGCCCAUUCUCCUCCCACCACCGCCGCCUUCCACUUCUUGCAUAACGACGAAACGAAACAUUCCAACCCGUCCCGUCUUCUCUCUUCGCCUACCGACCUCGUAGCGUUGGGUGGCAUCAACACAGAACCAUCGUGACGACAGCUACAAGCUGUUAGGCAUCAUGCCGGGCUUUGCAGAUUCCUUCUGGUCCAGCGACUACGCUGCAGGACUGGGUGUCCUGUUCGGCAAGUUGCAGCAGGGCGUGCAAGAAAACCGGCAAGUCCUGACCAUUGCUCGAAUGCGGGCCGAAGCCGAGGAAAUCUACAGCCAGCGGUUAGGAGACAUUGCACCAACGGCAGACAAGGUCCAAGGCGGCUUUUCGAAAGAUGACGGCGCCAGCGUUCGCAAGGCCUUCGAUGGCGUUCGGACCGAGAUGGAAGAAGGUGCCAAGAACCACAAGAAGAUCGCCCAGAAUAUCCGGGACCUCGUCGUUAACCCCUUCUCGCGCUGGUGCGAUGCCCACGAGUCACGCAUCCAGGACUCCCAGGACGAGUUGCAGGCCCGCAUCAAGGCGCACGAUAAGCAAGCUGAGUUGGUCAAGAAGCUGCGGAGCACCUACUUCAAUAAGUGCAGGCUGGUUGAGGAUAUCGAGGAGGAGACCAAGCUGGCCUUUCAGGACCCCGAGAACAGCCCCAAGAAUAUCCCCGAGAUCAAGGUGUCCGAGAACAAAGAGCCCGAGCUCCAUCCCCAAGAAGACGAUGACGAGCCCAUUGAGAUCGGCGACGAGAUCUACCAGCCCGAGCAGGUCAAGAAGAUACUGGCGCACAUGUUGAACACGAUCAAACUUGGAGAGACCAAGGUGCCCAUUCUCGGAACCUACCAGAACACCUCGGCCGGCUCCGACAUCGUCGAGUACCUACAACGGCACAUGAACACGACGAGCGUUAGUUACGCCGAGAGAAUCGGCCAGGACCUCAUCUCGAACGGAUAUCUCAGGCUUAUUGGCAACGUUGGCAACACCUUCGCCAACAGCUCCAAGAUGUUCUACCAGUGGCGCCCUAAGGCUUUUAAGCUGGCUGGCGUACCCGACAAGAAAGUGCCUCUAGGCCGAACAUUCUCCAUGCCCGUCUCCGAGUCGGCCGAUUCGCCCGUUGUCGGAACCGUCAGCGAGUACCUUGCCAACUGGAACGUCCUCAACAACCAGCACCCCAACGAAACCCCGCCGGAGCGACUGCGCCGCGAGGCCAGGGAAGCGGACGACAAGUACAAGGCGAGCGUGCGUAAGCUAGACGAGAUGCGCUGCGAGCUGGAGGAGACCAUCUUUGUGCACCUGCGUUUUCUGGAGCGCUGCGAGCUGGACCGCCUCAAGGCCAUCAAGACUGUCAUCUUGGACUUCUCGGGCACCAUCAGCAACGUCAUCCCCAGCAUGCAGUCUGCUGUUGACAACAUGAUGCUCUUCCAAGAGACUGUUCAGCCUCUGGGUGACUUGAGAUAUCUGCUCGAGAGCUACCGGACUGGCAGCUUCGUUCCCAAAGUGGUCGUCUACGAGAACUACUACAACAAGGUUGACGAGCAGACCUUUGGUGUGGAUCUCGAAGCGAGAGCGCGUGCGGAUAAGAAGCGCGUGCCCGUCAUCGUCACCACUAUCCUGACGUACUUGGACAACCGCUACCCUGAUCUUGAGGGUGACGAGGCCAGACGUGGUGUCUGGCUGGUCGAUGUUCCCCUGCAGCAGGUUCACAAGCUCCGCAGAAAGCUUAAUGACGGCAAGCCCAUCUCGCCUGAUGUUUUUGACGAAUUUGAUAUCCCGACUGUUGCAAGCUUGCUCAAGCUGUACCUUCUUGAACUGCCUGACUCUCUCGUCUCAUCCCAUGUAUAUGAGAUUGUCAGAACGAUAUACCAGACCCAAUCGCAAGAAAGCGACGCUUCUCGCGUGUCUGUACUGCAGCAGACGCUGUCGCAAAUGCGACUUACUAAUAUCGCAACGCUUGACGCCUGCAUGAACCAUUUCACCCGCCUGAUUGACCUCACCUCGGCUGACGAGGCUUACAUCUCGACUCUAGCCGCAACUGUCGCGCCUUGCGUCCUCCGCCCCCGAGCGGAAACUUCUCUGACCAUGGAGGAGAAGCACGCCUACAGGCUCGUUCGCGAUCUUUUUGCCCACAAAGAGGCCAUCUUCAGCGAACUGAAGCGCAUGUCUACGGCGAACCACGGCGGUUCGAUCAACCGCCCCCGCGCCAUCAGCACCGACGAGAGUAACCGGAGAGCAAACAUGGAAGAGCGGAAUAGAGCUCUGCUCGAGAAGGCUGCCGGUAGCCGCGGCCGUGCCACCAGCCCUGCCCCUAGCCCCCGCGGACACAGACGUGAUCGCAGCACGGGCGGCCCUGAGACUCGCUUCCCGAUCCAGACGAGCCCGCCCGCGUCUGCAGUUGACCGUCACCGCUCUAGCUUAGGCAGCGUGGUCGGCGCCAAGCGGUCGAGUCUUGAGGUCCCCGGCAGCGAAACGGGCUCGCCGAAGGAGACUCCGACGACCAACGGCUCCACGGCACCUGGCGCUGAGGGCGUUGCGGCCAGAAUCAAGGCUCUCGAGUCUCCCGCCGAGAAGCGCAACAGCUUGAGUCGCAGCAGCGUCCGGUACUCCCUGGACCGCCACGUUGCAGCGGCACCAAGCACCGGAACGGAGAGCGGCCCAUCGACGCCCCGCGACUCAGGGGCCCCUCGCGGAGUGACGCUCGAGGACAAGCCUAUGGAUGACUAAAGCGCGCUAGCCAUGAUGUUAUUGUUUCAAGAUGCUAUUUUCAGGCUUUGCUCCUCAUUUUCCUUUUUCUCCUUUUCUUAAUGUCUAUUUUUUUUUACCCACCCCCACAACAAACUUGACGAUUCUCCUUUUUAUUCUCGCAACGUGUGACGCUGGUAGGAACGUGCGUGUGUAACGAACGACGGGACGGUCUACAGGGGAAACGAAAAAAAGAGGGAGAAAUCACAGGCUGGUUUUGUUUUCUGGCGGCGGCGGCGGCACAGAGAGGGGAAAGAAAGCGAAGCGGUUUCUCUUGGGUGUCCCCUUUGUAUCAUGUCUAUAUGUAAACCCACGAGGGAAUAUGGGGGGAGAAGUGUUAGGGAAUAGGAGAGCAAAGAGGCAGAAGAGAAGAGAAGUCUAACGUCCAACCAUGCA